GAGGUUUUCAUCUAUCUCUUGCAUUUCAGAGUCACAGGAGGGGAGUUGUUUGAAGACAUUGUGGCAAGAGAAUAUUACAGUGAAGCAGAUGCAAGUCAUUGCAUCCAGCAGAUUCUUGAAGCAGUCCUCCACUGCCACCAAAUGGGGGUUGUCCACAGGGACCUUAAGCCAGAAAACCUUCUCCUUGCCAGUAAAUGCAAAGGAGCUGCUGUGAAGCUGGCGGAUUUUGGCCUGGCCAUAGAGGUGCAAGGUGAACAGCAGGCUUGGUUUGGUUUUGCUGGAACCCCAGGGUACCUGUCCCCAGAGGUGCUCCGAAAAGAGGCAUAUGGAAAACCGGUGGAUAUCUGGGCAUGUGGUGUUAUCCUCUAUAUUCUCCUGGUUGGAUACCCUCCAUUUUGGGAUGAGGACCAGCACAAGCUAUACCAGCAGAUUAAAGCUGGGGCAUAUGAUUUCCCAUCUCCAGAGUGGGACACAGUGACACCAGAAGCUAAGAACCUGAUUAACCAGAUGCUGACCAUUAACCCUGCCAAACGUAUUACUGCUCAUGAAGCCCUCAAGCACCCAUGGGUCUGCCAACGUUCAACUGUUGCCUCCAUGAUGCACAGACAAGAGACUGUGGAGUGCCUGAAGAAAUUCAAUGCUCGUCGAAAGCUGAAAGGAGCCAUUCUGACCACUAUGCUGGCAACUAGGAACUUUUCUGUGGGCAGACAGACCACAGCUCCUGCCACAAUCACCACUGCCGCCACUAGUACAGCCCUGGGGUUGGUGGAACAAGCUAAGAGUUUGCUGAACAAGAAGACGGAUGUUGGAAAGCCUCAGACGAACAGCACUAAGAACAGCGCUGGAGUGACUAGUCCGAAGGGGCCUAUUCCACCAGCUGCCUUGGAGCCUCAAACCACAGUAAUUCAUAACCUGGUGGACGGGAUAAAGGAGUCAUCAGACAGUACACAUACAAACCCCGAGGAUGAAGAAAUGAAAGUGCUGAAGUUCUCAGACAUUUUAAGCUCAGUGAGGAGGGGUUCGGGGGCCCUGGAAGCUGAGGGACCUCAAGCAGCGGUCGCUCAGCAGCCCCUCUCCCCAUCCUUCCCCCAUUCACCUCUUGCACAGCAUAUAUUUAACACAGUCAGACGAGGCUCAGAAGCAGAGGGGGUGCAGUAUUCCAACACGCAGCAUCGGCUCUCCCAGCCCCACCUAAACUCUCCGUUUGUACAGCGUAAGUAG
This is a messenger RNA of Staurois parvus, 1221 nucleotides long. NCBI's taxonomy places the organism in Eukaryota, Metazoa, Chordata, Amphibia, Anura, Ranidae. The record is from the annotation of a GenBank genome assembly.